UUCACACUGCUCGUGGUCAUGGAUGCGCAUCGGUUCAUAUAAUGUCAUUUACUACCAAUUUUUCUCAGUAAAUAACCGUGGAAGGGGACAUUUGUGAACUAGUUAUGUAUAAAUUAUUCAGUAGAUUGUCCACUUUAGCCAGGGGUGUUUGCCAUACACGUGCGGAUCCGCUGAACACAGCGAUUCGUCCACUAAACGCAGCCCUGAGCCACACGGAGAGCUCUGCUCCAGUCAGUCUGCAGGGGGCGCCGCAGAGCGAUGACUCCGCGGACACCGAGGCCUUCAGUUUCUAUCCUCCCUUUCCUGGCCAAGAAAGCUCCUUGCGAUGGGGAGGAAAGAAAUAUGAGGAACUUCCAAUUGCCCACGUUAAAGCAACAUACAACAAUACACACAUCCAGGUGACUGACCAUAGCGGCAAUCCUCUUGUGCGGACAUCUUGUGGAACUGAAGGGUUUAAGAAUGCUAAGAAAUCAACCCCCAUUGCAGCUCAGACAGCUGCAAUAUCAGCUGCAGCGAAGGCACAGGGGAAAGGUGUGACAUAUGUACGAGUGGUACUGAAGGGUCUUGGCCAAGGCCGUGCGUCUGCCAUAAGGGGAUUGACCAUGGGCGGUCUGGACAUCGUGUCCAUCACAGACAACACCCCAGUGCCCCACAAUGGGUGCCGGCCUCGUAAGGCGCGUAGGAUGUGAGGACAAUACACGUACCCCAAGGACAGCACAGUCUGUCCAUUAGUCACAGCAAAUAAACUGUCAUUGCUAUUAUUAAAUCUUUUCUGUCAGCAUCUGGAAAUAAAAGCUUUUCUUUUGCUUGGUAAUACAUUAGCGUAAUUUUGGUGGGGGGGUGGGUGAUUGGUACAUUUUGAAAAUUGCUAUUCGUUAUAAAAAUGGAACCAGUGCUAUUUUUGAAUAGUAAGAUUCUACCUCUAAUUUGGGGUUGUGAGUAUGUAUAACUUGGCCAUGAAUGCACUAGUUUCACUCCGCUCCUGGUCAGUGAAUCAUGAUGGGCACCCAAGGACUCAGUGGACCAAAACAUGUGUCAGUGAAGUCGUGUAGAAUUUUUUUUUUUUUAUAAAAAUAUACAAAUGUGAGCUAUUAACUACUCUCAUGACUCACGGCUCCCUUGUUUUUCAGAACAUAAAGUACACAGGUGGUGCUGUGCACUGAAAGUGUUUGUAGUGAGACAACACCCAUUGGAUGCCUAUACUUAGUUUUAAGACAUUUUCUUCAGUCCUCAUUUCUGUGGUCUUUUUUUUCCAUGUCUUAGCUUUUUUCAACAAGGGUUACAAAGUGAUGUUUCAUUGUAGGAAGUGAUGCCUUUCUGCAACAUUUUUUGGCUAUUUCCUGACUUGUAAGUUGGUAGUUCAUCACGAAGUUAAGACGGAGUUAUUCAGUUAUAUUUCACAAGGGCCAAGUUUUGAUCCAGAGCUCAAUUAUGCUGUGCAUCUCUAAAUAAUGCUAUCCCUCUGUAAGGGUGCUAACAGUUUGCUGAAUGCGUCACUCUGUGAGAUUUACCUGCAGAAGCAAGGUAUUAACUUGCCAUCCUCAUGGCUAUGAAAAUCCAUGGAACUUCCAGCCAGUGUAGGGCAUGGGUGCGUAUCAUGUUGAUAAGGGUUCUAAAACCGCUCUGCUUUCAAGGGCAGGGGUUUUCGGUUCUGAUUGUGGCCUCCCCCUGAGUAUCGUGAUUUUUGUUCAAACUGACCUUCUCAUUAAUUAACCUUGAUUUAGCUCUUCAUUGAAUGAAUGGCAAUCAAAUGUUAAUUUAAAAAUGACGUUAGUUGGACUCUAUAAUUUGUAUUAGUCUAGGACAAAGCUCUUAAACUCACAGUCCUGGAGGGUUCAACUACAUGAUUUCAAGUUCCCGUCUUGAUUGAACCCGUUUAACUCCUUUUCAAAGCUCUUAGAAGUGUGAGGAGAGUUGUAGCCCAGAACUUGUCUCUUCUGAAACAUCAAGUAUUGUGCAUUUACUCAUAAAAAUCUAGCCCUUAUCCCUUAGGAUAUACAUUGCAGAAUAAAAUUAGCAGAUACUGUGGUGCUUCAAGUUGUUGCAAUUUGAAGGUCCCUGGUUUCUUGUUCCUGUUGUAUUGCCCUUGAGCUAGGUACUUUAUUAUUACUAUUAACCCUUACUUUGCUUACACAUCCUUCUAAUGUAACUUAAAUGUUGUAGUUGUGCAUUGAGUGACUUGUUCCUUUAUACAACAGGUGAUUAUUUAUUGUAGAAUUUCUGGAUAAGUAAUAUGAACCAGAAACCUUUAGAUUACAAGUUAUCUGCAUUAACCACUAUGUAAACCACUGAGAUGUCCCACUAAGUAUGUCCUUCUGUAUAAAUGGAUCGAUCAUUUUAAAGUUUAUAGCCUAAUAUUGUGAUUUGCUUUAGAUGAAGAUCUCAGCUAGAUAAAACUUAAUGGCUGAAGUCAAGAUGCUUAUAGUUAACGUUUUGGUUUAAUGUUAGCGAAAAAGUGUAUUUGCUAAAGUUUUAACUACCAUGUGGUGGAUACCAGAAAAGGUUGACAUUCCAAACAGUUUGGGGGAAGAUAUUUUGCUGCUAGAGUGAAAGAGUGUGUGUCUGUGUAAAUGCAGGUCUUCGUUUUUUUGAGAGCAUUUAAGCACUUUGUUGAAUUAACAAGCAAAUUCAUUUUGAUUUUGCUUUCAGUGGUUUAAAUAGAACUGUAAGAUCUCCAUAUACAUCAUGUUCCUGAACCAGGGCAGAGGACAGGUGGUGCUCUGAUACCUUGAGAUGAUGCAUUCCUUACUCAAUGUUCAUCUCCAUGCCUGUCCAUUUUUGGUGUCAAACUAAACACCAGAUAUGAGUCCUGCUCUGGCUUUCAGAAAACACACAAAUGUUUACACCCCCCAUCCUUCCCAUCUUACUUGAAUUAAUAAAGAUAAACAAUCACUGGGGCACAGAAGGUGCUAGGCCUGCGUUCUGCCUCUAGCAUAAAGACAUUUUAUUUUCGUCCUCAAAGGCCUAUUUCUCCUGGAGGCAUGUGAUGUGUUCGAGCAGUCAGACUUGUGACCACAAGAUACUACGUUUGAGUCCAUGGAGAUGCAGCACUGUUGAACCCUCAAGGUGACUGACCUGAAUGGCUUCAGUCCAGUGGUAUAAACUGGAGAAAAUGUAGAUUUGGAAACUGAAGUACUGUGUCUGAAAUGCAAAUAAGAUGCUUUUUCUUUUUUUUUUUUUUAGCCAGAGUGAGCUACUCGAGAAGCUUAACACCUUUUUACAUUUAAAUUUUAUGUUCCUUUUAAUAAUUGCACUGCUCUUUUGCAUUUCUCAUUAUUCUAUAAUUUUGCUCUGGUUUCCUUUUUCUUUUUAAAAAAAAAAAAACAUGUCAGCCACAAAACUGCUGCUACAUUCUUCUACUUGUAUUGCCCAGGAGUUCUUGGAUUUCUUUCCAAGCAUCAUCGUUUUCUCUUAUUUUAGUCUGAUAAAUCUUUUCCUU
Messenger RNA from Scleropages formosus (Asian bonytongue), 3439 nucleotides. It is a transcript of the gene mrps11, whose product is annotated as mitochondrial ribosomal protein S11. The record is from RefSeq and is a predicted model, not a curated record. NCBI's taxonomy places the organism in Eukaryota, Metazoa, Chordata, Actinopteri, Osteoglossiformes, Osteoglossidae. Gene Ontology annotation, molecular function: structural constituent of ribosome. Gene Ontology annotation, biological process: translation. Gene Ontology annotation, cellular component: ribosome. The transcript is spliced from 6 exons. The coding region runs from base 105 to 689 and encodes 194 amino acids.